AUGCACACAGCCCUCGGCCCACAGCCACAACAGGCGCGACGCCGGGGCAGAGCACAAACUCCACACACCGCGCGGACCGAAACCGUUGUGGAACCCAUGGUAGUGUGGGCUAUUGCCACGGGUCAGGGGCACGAAUUCUAUCUCGAUUCUAGUGCAGAAUCCUGCUGUGAUACAUACUGUGAUCUGCCGGGAGAACUACUAAUAACCAGCAGUGUCCUGCCGUGGAGAUAA
Blastomyces dermatitidis ER-3 is the source of this 231-nucleotide messenger RNA. RefSeq lists its product as uncharacterized. The record is from RefSeq and is a predicted model, not a curated record. NCBI's taxonomy places the organism in Eukaryota, Fungi, Ascomycota, Eurotiomycetes, Onygenales, Ajellomycetaceae. Bases 1 to 231 code for a protein of 76 amino acids. The transcript has a single exon.